AAAGAAGAAAAAACCCAAAUAAAGUCUUAAAAUUAACUUAAGUUUUUGGCGUCGGUGCCGACGAUGGUCGGUGUAGAUGAAUCUAUCGCACCGUCUUCCCUCGAGGCUCAAGACGAUGACGAAGCUCCACGUUUCGUCCCUCGACGCUAAACGCUCCUCCUCCGUCUCCGCCGUAUCUUCUUUCAUCAUGCCGCCGUGCUCCCGUCCUCUACGCCGAGCCGUCAUAUACAUUGUCGCCAUUUCCAUCUCCAUCUUCGUCCUCUACAGAUCCCUUGAUUCCCUCGACGCCGUCCCCAGCUCCUCCUCGAUUUUCUCUCGCAUUUUCCCGUCAUUCGAUUCCUUCCAGUCUCUGCUUGAAGAGCCUAAGCUUGAAGAUGUUCUUCGUAGAGCUGCAACUCGUGACAACACAGUGAUUCUAACGACUUUGAACGAAGCUUGGGCAGCUCCUGGCUCUGUUAUCGACCUCUUCUUCGAGAGUUUUCGAAUCGGUGAAGGAACAAGCAUGCUCUUGAACCACUUGGUGAUCAUUGCUCUGGAUGCUAAAGCUUACUCCCGUUGCCGAGAGCUUCACAAGCACUGCUUCAGUCUCGAAACAGAAGGUGUUGAUUUCUCCGGAAAGGAGGCUUACUUCAUGACUCGCUCUUACUUGAAGAUGAUGUGGAGAAGAAUCGACUUCUUGCGUUCUGUUCUUGAAUUGGGUUACAACUUUGUCUUCACGGAUGCUGAUGUGAUGUGGUUCAGAAACCCUUUUACGCGGUUUUACAGAUACGCUGACUUCCAGAUUGCUUGUGACCAUUACUUAGGAAGGUCGAAUGAUUUAGAGAAUAGACCCAACGGAGGGUUUAGCUUUGUGAGGUCUAACAACAGAACUAUACUCUUCUACAAGUACUGGUACGCUUCACGGAUCAGGUACUCGGGGUAUCACGACCAGGACGUUCUUAACUUCAUCAAGAGGGAGCCUUUUGUUUUCCGGAUUGGGCUUAGGAUUAGGUUCUUGAACACGGCGUAUUUUGGUGGACUCUGUGAACCAAGCAAAGAUAUGAAUCUGGUUCGUACCAUGCAUGCGAAUUGCUGCUUUGGUAUGGAUAGUAAGCUUCAUGAUCUUAGAAUCAUGCUUCAAGAUUGGAGAGACUUUAUGGCUUUGCCACUUCAUCUUAAACAGGAGUCUGGUUUCUCUUGGAAAGUUCCUCAGAAUUGCAGUCUUGAUUCACUUCGGAGAUAUGAUGAGUCUAUGUAUGAAGAAGAGAGCGAGCCACCAGGAGAAUCCCAAGAGUGAAGUGUGUAUGUGUUUACAAAUGUAUAUAGAGAUUUGUUUUCGUUACAUGAAGAAGAAGAAAGAUGGAAGCCAAGUUUUGUAAAAAUCAUCGAUCGUUCUCAAAGAGGAACACAUAAUGCAAAUGUCUUGUUUGUUGUGCCAGAAGAGCCCAUUUUCUCUAGUAAUGAGUACUUGUUCAUUAAUAUUUGCAAUUUCUAACAAAUAUUUUCUAGCCACAUUUA
Brassica napus (rape) is the source of this 1497-nucleotide messenger RNA. RefSeq lists its product as uncharacterized. The record is from RefSeq and is a predicted model, not a curated record. The transcript has 4 exons. Bases 77 to 1276 code for a protein of 399 amino acids. NCBI's taxonomy places the organism in Eukaryota, Viridiplantae, Streptophyta, Magnoliopsida, Brassicales, Brassicaceae.